CCCCCGCUGCCCUCCCCACACACUGCUCUCUCACGACGGCCAAAAUCCCUCUCGCUCCAGACAUUUUCUCUGUCCUGUUGCGCCGUGCCCGCUGUAUCUGGCCAGGAAGGGAGCGGCGGCGGCGGAGCUCGGAGGCGGCUCCAGCCCAGGGUGCCAUCAGCGCUGCUAGAAAGCUGCUCCCGAGGCCGAGCUCCCAAAGGAUCUGCCCGCACUCCUGAUGUCUCAGGAGCAACGUGCUGUAUGUUCCAUGGGGAGUGAUUGCGGCUGUGACCUGGAGAAGAGUGAAUUCUGCGCCAUUUCUAGAGUCUGGGAAAAGCUCCUGCAUCCCCAGGAGGGACCAGCAGCCGCGGUUCCACACUUGCCUGGGGCCCAAGAAGCCUCUUGGCAUAAGCAGGGGGAUGCCACUUGUGAGCGUGCAGUGAGUGCAGAUGUGGAGAAUGGAUUCUGCACCAGUGACGGGAGUGUGAGGGAGCCCCUGGCUCCCCAGGGCACAGCAGCAGCAGGCAAUGAACACAAAAGGAACCUCAGAAGAUUCCUGGGUGAACGGUUCAGGUGCCAUCCCGUGGGCACAGCGGUGCUGAUUCUGCUGCUCCUGGUGCUGGUGCUGGCUUUGGGGGCGGCCUUGGCUGUGCUGGCAGCACGCCAGGUUCCAGUAACACCUGCGACUCCGCUGUUGUUUCUGGACUGUCCCCAUGGCUGGGUUGGGUACAGUGGGGUCUGCUACUAUUUCCCAAGGGAAUACAGCACGUGGGAUCAGGGUCAGGAACGGUGCUCCGAGCUCAAUGCCUCCCUGGCCAUUGCCAAGGAUGAUGAGGCCAUGGAUUUGCUCUUCCGCCUCUGCGGGAACGUCGAUUUCUGGCUCGGGCUGCGCAGACGGGGCGAGCGCCUGCACUGGGGGGACGGCAGCAGCUACAGCUCCCGGGUUCCUGUUGAUGGGAAUUCCGAGUGCGUCUGCCUGGCUGAGAAUAGACUGAGGAGUGAGAACUGCUUAAAAGAGCGGCUGUAUCUCUGCAGCAAGGCCCAAGCUCCCCUGUAACAGGGGCUGCACAAAGGACCUUCUCCACACUGGGCAGUGCCAGCUUCACCUCUGAGCCCAGCACAGCGCUGUCCUUCCUCAGCUGCGCCCUGUGCCUUGCACUUCCUCUCAGGGUCACCUCAGUGCCUCUUCCUGCCCAGUGCCAGCGCUGGGCUGGGGCUGCAAAGGAAAAUUCUCUGUAAUGCAUCCUGCCACCGAUGCUGCCUGGAGUGAGUGCAUUGCCCUCAUGACACAACGAGCUCCAAAGGGAAAUGCAAAUCUUCCUGGGGUCUUGGAAUCCACAAACUGGUUGGAAUGUGGUGACACUAUUGGACUGUCUGUGGAAGGGGAGGAAGAACUGCUGACACGUGCUGAGCAGGAAUCCCUCUUUUGGCAUCAGGCACCUGACUGUGAACAAGGGUCUCUCAGCUGUUGGCUCUGUCUCUCUCUCUCUCUCUUGCCUUCGGAGGAGGACGGUCAGAGCUGCUGCAUAGGGAAGGGAAUUCGGUGCCACCGCCACAAGCCAGCCCAGAGCUGCUUCUCCUGCUGUGGGGCUGUGGGCUGAGCCUGUGCUGGUGAGAGCAGCCCCUGCACGGGCCCCUCAGUGUCACCCCUCAGUGCCGCAGGGCCCUGUCCCCCCUGCUCGGGUGCCCGGGAUCCUGAGCUCGCCUCUCCCUGCCCUGCUCACACCCGGCUGCCGCUGCCGCGCCCCCGCUGCCCCUCGGGCGCUGCUCCGAGCUUUGGCUGCUCCGGAGCUGCGAGGAACGGAUUUGUACAGAAUCUGUAAAAAUUGAUCACACAGUCUUGUAUAUCUGUAUGCAAAUAUUGAGAUCAGGUGUGUUGACUUAGGAAAGCUAUGGAACAGGGAUUUUAUUGUUGAGAGAUUGAAAUAGAAAUAAGUUUUAAAAUAUAAAAAGAGUAUAUCAGAGUGUAGAUAUAUAUAUAAAAGAUGCUUUAGAAAAAGAGUAGAUAUUUUAGAGAUUUAGAGCUCUGAUAGAUGCAUUGUAAAUAGGAGUAUGUGAGGUACAAAUCCAAGUGAUUCGUGUUAGAAGUAAUAGCAGUAUUGUGUGGUAAAAGAAAAUAGCUUGAAAAACAUUUAUAAGGUAUUGUAAUUAGGAAAUAAGUUAGCUUUUAUCAGGAUGACAUUGAGGUUUAUGGUUCUUAUAUUUCAUUCUUUUGUGAGGUUGAUAAUAAAAUAAAAUCUUUUAA
Zonotrichia leucophrys gambelii is the source of this 2224-nucleotide messenger RNA. RefSeq names its product C-type lectin domain family 2 member D-like. Bases 218 to 1036 code for a protein of 272 amino acids. The transcript has 6 exons. The record is from RefSeq and is a predicted model, not a curated record. Lineage: Eukaryota; Metazoa; Chordata; Aves; Passeriformes; Passerellidae.